UGACGUCAUGUCGGCCCCGGGUUCUUCUUCGAAAAUGGCGGAAGGUGGUGGCCCCGCUCCCGAUUUGGAGACGCAGCGCAACGAGAUAGCAAAUUGGUUCAAGAAACCUCUGAAAAAGGACGACCUGUGGUAUAUGGUUGACAAGAAAUGGUUCAACCAGUGGAAGAGGUACGUCGGCUACGACUCCUGGGACACAUCCAACGACAUCGGCGAGCAGACCACGCACCCGGGGCCGAUUGACAAUUCGCCGCUGCUCAGAGAGGACAACAGUGGGGAGAUCAGGGACCACCUGAUUGAGGAUCUCGACUACCUGCUACUCCCUCAGGAGGCGUGGGACAGGAUGGUCGCCUGGUAUGGCCUCACCGAGGGCCAAUCGCCCCUGUCACGCAAGGUCAUCGAGAUUGGCUUGUUCGUCAAAAACUGCAAGGUGGAAGUGUCUCUCAUGGAGUUCAAACUGUGCACCAACUCCAAUAUGGAUCAGUUUGUCACGCGGAGGUUCAGCAAGGUCGACACCAUAGGCCAGGUGGAGAAGGACAUGCGCACCAUCUUCAAGGUGCCGGCCGAGAAGGACACCAGGUUGUGGAACCGUUGCAGCAGCAACACGUACGAGCACUUGCCCGAUCGGUCGCGCACCAUUCAGGACGUGGGGCUCUACUCCGGUCAGAUUCUCCUUCUCGAGGAACGGAACGACGAUGGCUCAUGGCCAAGGCAAGUGAAAAACAGCAAGCCUCCUUACACAAACAGCAGAGGAUCGGAACACAAAAUAUAUGGUGCACCAGGCAACACAAUAGCAACGAGGAGUUACAGCGCUGUAAGUAGCUCGUACAACAGCUACGGCGGCGGCUACAACUACGAUCUCCAGGGGGGCAACACGCCAGGUCUUUGCGGCCUCGGUAACAUCGGCAACACCUGUUUCAUGAACGCCGCCCUACAGUGCAUGAGCAACACGCCGCCGCUCACAGAGUACUUCAUGACAGACCGGUAUCUGUCAGAGCUGAACGACAGCAACCCGUUGGGCAUGCGGGGCGAGAUUGCCAAGUCCUAUGCUGACCUCAUCAAGGUCAUGUGGUCCGGGAACUGCUCCAGCGUCAUACCCAGGCCAUUCAAGAUGGCAGUGGGUCGGUUCGCACCUCAGUUCUCCGGCUUCCAGCAGCAAGACUGCCAGGAGCUCAUGGCCUUUCUCCUGGACGGCCUGCACGAGGACCUCAACAGGGUCAUCAACAAGCCCUACAUCGAGCUGAAGGAUAGCGACGGGCGGCCCGACGAGGUGGUAGCGCAAGAGGCCUGGCACAACUACCUAUUGCGCAACAACUCCAUCAUCGUUGACAUCUUCCAUGGGCUGCUCAAGUCGACGCUUGUGUGCCCGGACUGCCACAAGCUCUCUGUGACCUUUGACCCCUUCUGCUACCUGUCCUUGCCCCUGCCUUACAAGAAGGAAAAGCCUCUCGAGCUGAUCCUCGUCCGGGCGGACCCUCAUGAGAAGCCUAUCAAGGUGAAGGUGACCGUGUCGAAAAUGAGCACCAUACAGGAUGUAUGCAACUCCAUAUCCAGGUUGAUGGACAUCCCAGCCGACAGGCUGGUGGUGACCGAAGUCCACAACCACCGGUUUCUCAGGGUUCUCACACACUCCGACCAGGUGGACACCCUCGAGCGAAGCGACGUCUUCGUGUACGAGAUGCCACAGUCGUCUGACAACUCAACCUUGUUCCUCCCCGUCUACAUGCGGGAAAAGAGCUCGCAGUGUGCUACCAACAGCCGGGCAGCGCCAAGCUGCCACCUCUUCAGCUACCCCUUCUUUGUGUCAGUGCCUGUGAAAGACUGCACUUACGACACGCUGUAUGAGCGCAUACUCAACUGCCUCGUGAGGUACGUGACUCCUCCGAAGCCUGGCGAGGAGUUCUGUGGCAGUGAGAGCAUGGAGGAGCAGAACGGAGAGCUUCACAAUGGCCAGGACGAGCUGUUCGCCGACGCGGACGAAGAGAUGCCCAGCGAGACGUCGCCCGAGCCGCCGCCCAAGGAGUGCCCGAACAAGAAGCGGCGCCUGUUCACGCUACAGUGCAUCAACGAGAACAGCUCGCUCAACCUGGCCAGCCUGGUGGACAACGGCCAGCCCCUGAAGCUGGCGCCACGCACAUACUUGGGGGCCGACUGGCUGCCCAAAGUGCGUGCGCAGUACUUUGAUGAGGCAAAAGCGGACGACGUGCUGAUCCACGAGUCGGUGCACCAGCGAGCGGUGAAACGACAGCUACAGCUACGCGAGUGCCUGGAGCUGUUCACGACGACCGAGAAGCUGGGUGCCGAGGAUCCCUGGUACUGCCCCACGUGCCGCAGCCACAAGCAGGCCACCAAGAAGUUUGACCUGUGGAGCCUGCCCCGAGUGCUCAUCAUACACCUCAAGCGCUUCUCCUACAACAGGUUCUGGCGUGACAAGAUAGACACCCACGUCGACUUCCCCGUCACUGAUCUCUGCAUGGAUGACUAUAUCAUCAACAGAAAGCACGAGCGAGCGGUUUAUGACCUGAUCGCUGUCGCUAACCACUACGGUGGCAUGGGAGCAGGCCACUACACGGCGUACGCCAAGAAUAAGGAGACGCAGAAGUGGUACCACUUCGAUGACUCUAGCGUUUCCUCGGCGACGGAGGACAAUGUUGUGUCAAAGGCAGCCUACGUGCUUUUCUACAUCCGGCGAGACUCAGGAAGGCAAGCGUCACCCAAGAAGCGCAGCCCAGCAGCGGCGACAACCAGGCAGAGCUCUUCCGCGGCAGUCGACGAGGAGCGGAUGGACCUCAGCUAGGGCGCCGCCGGGACGCGUGUGAGAGCCGUGCCUCGGAAGCGGCCCCGGCAGCGUUGACGCACGCGUCGUGUGGGGAGACCGUGUGGUGCGCCGCGGAUAAGACUGUUGCCGCCGCCUCCGCCGCUGGGCACGGCGAGGCAUCCGAGGGGACUGGGGGGCGACGAAACGCGGAACUGAGGACGACAAUGCGUGGGUCCCCGAACGA
Rhipicephalus sanguineus (brown dog tick) is the source of this 2999-nucleotide messenger RNA. RefSeq names its product ubiquitin carboxyl-terminal hydrolase 15-like. The record is from RefSeq and is a predicted model, not a curated record. Lineage: Eukaryota; Metazoa; Arthropoda; Arachnida; Ixodida; Ixodidae. Gene Ontology annotation, molecular function: cysteine-type deubiquitinase activity. Gene Ontology annotation, biological process: protein deubiquitination.